Messenger RNA from Onychostruthus taczanowskii (white-rumped snowfinch), 1231 nucleotides. RefSeq names its product GPALPP motifs containing 1 (gene GPALPP1). Bases 64 to 1116 code for a protein of 350 amino acids. The record is from RefSeq and is a predicted model, not a curated record. The transcript has 8 exons. NCBI's taxonomy places the organism in Eukaryota, Metazoa, Chordata, Aves, Passeriformes, Passeridae.
GGGAGCAGGGAAGCGGAACGGAGCGGGGAGGGCGGCCGGGCUGCCCGCGGAGCCGGCCUCGCCAUGGCCCGCCAGCUGAUCGGCCCCGCGCUGCCGCCCGGCUUCCCGCGCCGCGCCGAGGCCGAGCCGGGCGAGGACUUCAGCCAGGUUGCAGGACCAGCACUGCCUCCAGACUACAAAAGCAGCUGUAGCUCAGAAACUCCUGACAGUGAUGACGACUCAGAAUCUCUUCCUCUACCCAGAGACACAAACAGAGAUUCUGAAGAGGAGACAGAAGGAGAUCCAGCUUCCAAAAAGCCAAAAAGAAUUCAUGAAGACGAUGAUGAUGAUGGCUUUUUUGGGCCAGCUCUUCCUCCUGGAUUUAAAAAACAGGAUGAUUCUCCAGAGAGGCCCAUUAUAGGUCCUGCAUUACCACCUGGCUUUAGGAAAGCUUCAGAGGACACCAGAAGUAGCAGGUGUUUCAUAGGACCAUCUGUUUCAUCAGAAUCCCGUCCCCAGCUGACAGAUAGUAGCGAGGACGAAGACAAUUUAAUAGGCCCAAUGCCUGCGAAAGGACCAGUGGAGUCUGAUGUGGCUAAAGAGUUUGAACGCCGAGCUCAGAGAAUGAAAGAAAAGCUUACUUCAGCAGACAGCGAUGAACCCAAACAAGUUACCAGGGAAUCAUGGAUGACAGAGCUUCCACCUGAGUUGAAAAGCUUUGGAUUUGGCCCAAGAACAUUCAAGAGACGAGCUGAUGACAAAUCAGGUGAUAGAUCUAUUUGGACAGAUACUCCAGCUGACAGAGAGCGAAAAGCCAAGGAAAGAGAAGAGGCAAAAAAGUCAAGCAGUAAGGAUAACGAAGAAAUGGUAUUAUCUGGGAGGGACAAGAGGCUUAUUGAGCAGGUGACUUCAUACAAUGAGUCAAAGAGGUCAGAGUCUCUCAUGGACAUGCACCAGAAAAAGCUGAAGAGCAAAGCAUCCGAAGAAAAGAGCAAACCUCAGGAAAGAAGGCCGUUUGACCGAGAGCAGGAUCUCAAAGUCAAUCGCUUUGAUGAAGCACAAAAGAAAGCUCUUAUAAGAAAAUCCAGAGAUCUGAAUAGUAAAUUUGAGCACAGUAAAGGCAACAUGUUUUUAUAAGGUGAAAGCAUUAAGCUUUUUUGAAGUGAAGUCCAUAAAAAUUUGAAUACUUAAUUUUUGUAAGUAUUUUUCUGUAAAUAUUUGUAUGCAAAAUAAAUAUCCUGAUGUUUAACUA